AUGCGGCACAAACAGCCCAAACCUCAAAAGAUCAGGCGUACUAAUAGGAAUUAUUCACCAGAUGCACUUGUCCAAGCAUACCAGGAAUGCAUAGAGAAUAACAUGCCAGUUAAAACGGCAGCUCGGUUAUUUAAUGUGCCACGCACUACUCUCAGAGACAGGUUAAAUGGAAAAGUGCAUCCUGAUACUGUGACCACUGGGAAACCCCCUUUGUUCUCAUUAAUGGAGGAAGCCAAGCUUGUUAAUCACAUUAAAACAAUGGCAAAUUAUGGGUACGGUUACACACGCCAGGAAUGUGUGAAUUUGGCAUUCGAUCUUGCAGUACAACUUGGUAAGCGACGUAAAGAUGAAUCAUUGUCACUAAAGUGGAUACGGGGGUUUCUCAACCGAUGGCCAGAACUGCGAGUUCUAAAACCUAGAAAUUUAGAAUAUUCUAGAGCAAGAAUGGCAUCAGACAACAAGCCUCAUCUUAUCUAUAAUUUGGAUGAGAAGGGAAUAACUACAGAGCAUAAACCACCCCACAUAGUUGGAAGUUCUUCACACUGCCCCCCAGCUGUGACAUCUGGCCGCGGAAAGACUGUGACUGUUCUAGGAUGUAUCAGUGCAAGUGGUGCUUCCAUACCACCAUUUUUUGUUUUUCCAGGGAAACGAAUGAACCCAAAGCUUCUUGAAGGAAAAUCCCCGGGAGCAGAUGCAAUGGUCAGUGAAUCUGGCUGGUCCAACCAAGCUAUUUUCAGAUAUUAUUUAAUGAAUCAUUUUGUGAAGUUCAUUCCUGGGCGCGAAAACCAAAAAGUGCUGUUGAUUUUAGACGGCCAUAAGUCACAUGUUUCUUUGGGUAUCUGUGAGUGGGCUAAGGAGAAUGGAAUCAUAUUCUUCUAUCUUCCCCCACAUACAAGCCACAUUCUUCAACCCCUUUAUGUUUCUUGCUACGGUCCUUUCGAACGUAUCUUCAAUUCAGAAUGUCACAAGCUGAUGCGGCAGACGGAAGCCACUCUGACCCUCUACAAUGUAUGUGAGGUAGCAUGCCGUGUAUAUACAAAGGCCUUAUCUUCAGAAAAUGCUCAGUCUGCAUUCAAACGUACUGGUAUUUUUCCAUUGGACAAAGAUGCCAUUCCAGCUGAAUCGCUUAUACCAGCAGAAGUAUACAAGCCCAAUGACGUCCAAGAGGCAGAUGAAAAUGACAGCCAGGCCACUGUAGAAGGGGGCAUUGAAGUUGAUGUUAGUGCUGAGGUGCAGGACAAGUCUGUUGAUCCCUUUGAAUUAUUUGCUAGGAAGGAAUCUCAGCUAAUAAACAUAAAAUGUGAAAAGGAGAAAAAAACAAGAAAAACUAUGAGUAAGAUUGUGGCAGGAAAGCAAGUAACUGAUGAAGUUAUAAGCAGGAUGAAGGAACAUGAAAGUAAAGGAAAUGGCUCAAAGAGAAAGCAGUCAGGAAAGACCCAAUGUAAUGACAAAAAGAAGAAAUUAAAAACAAAAGAAGUGUCACCUGCUAUGGAACAUCAACCUGGACCAUCACACAUUAACUUACUGCCCGACACCCCCAGCUGUGACAGUGACUCUGAUGAUGAACAGUCACUGUGCUGUGUAUGUGAAAAGUUCACGCCUACUGAGCUAUCUAAAAGUGUCUCUCUGGUGUUUGCAAAGUGGGCACAGUGUGAUGGGAUGAGAAAUGACCUUCCAUGCAUGCAUUGGGUUCAUUUAAUCUAUUGUACUCCUGUCAGAGUGAUUAGGAAGGGUGACAAAUUUUUAUGUCCCCACUGUGAUAAGGAGGAAUAA
Mercenaria mercenaria is the source of this 1773-nucleotide messenger RNA. RefSeq lists its product as uncharacterized. The transcript is spliced from 3 exons. The coding region runs from base 1 to 1773 and encodes 590 amino acids. The record is from RefSeq and is a predicted model, not a curated record. Gene Ontology annotation, cellular component: nucleus. Gene Ontology annotation, molecular function: DNA binding. Lineage: Eukaryota; Metazoa; Mollusca; Bivalvia; Venerida; Veneridae.